Molecule: messenger RNA, 5665 nt
Organism: Pimephales promelas (fathead minnow)
Lineage: Eukaryota; Metazoa; Chordata; Actinopteri; Cypriniformes; Leuciscidae
Source: RefSeq, a predicted model, not a curated record
CAAAGCGCAUUCCACAACACAGCGGAGUCGCCGCUGGCCAAGAGCGACAGGACAGCGCCUUUCAGUCCCCAAAGUGCGACAAGACUGCUUUGGAAAUUAAUUAUUUUGGUCUGAUUGAUUCAGCUGUUUUCAUUUUUAUCAUCAACUGUCGGCAGAAAGUUUGAGUUUCAAAGAAAAGGAAAUAUUAAAUAGGCUUUUCUUUCUGUCAUUGAGAGCGCGCAGGAUAUUUGGCGAAGAGCGCUUCGCACCUUCAGUAGUAAUAAUAAGUGUCUUUGGAGUUGCUAUUCAAGAUGACAGACGUCGUUUCGGCAAUGGAUACACAGUCAAACUGCCCAGCCAGUGUUCUCGAACCGGAGUCAGAUCAGAGCCUUGGUUCUCCUAAGAGUCCACCACUGGACCUGAUUGACACAGGAAAAGGACUGAAGGUACAAACAGCGACCCCUCACCUAGUCAGUCUGGGAAGCGGAAGGCUAAGUGUGGCUAUUACUCUGCUACCUCUAAAGGAGGGAGUGACACGCAUAGGCCGUGACGAUGCCCCUGUACCUCAGGACAUCACUAUUGAGGGUCCCGGCAUUGAAGCAGAACACUGCAGGAUUGAGAACAGAGGAGGGUUCAUCACCCUUGACCCAUGCGGACACCUGUGUUCGCUCGAUGGAGUCCCUGUUACCAGACCCACACAACUCACGCAAGGUUACACACUCUGUCUUGGUAAAUCCUAUAUUUUUCGCUUUAACCAUCCCGAGGAGGCCAGCCGUAUGAAAAGCAUGCUUCCUCAGAAGAGUCUCGUCUCUCCGCUUGUGUACAGCACAGAUUAUCUGAAGUUCAGCAGUGAUUUCAAUCACUGUCUGGGUGGCUCUGGCUCAAGAGGGAUGCGCUCAGUCUCUGAGCUCCGCGAUUUGAUGGAUACUUUACAAAAAAAGAAGCAGGCGUUGGAGAACAGCUUGCGAGCCAAUGGGGACUCAAGCCCCUCCUACUUCAGCAUGACACAGUCUCCACCCACCACACCCAAUUUGCUGUCACCCAUCACCUCAUCCUCCCCAAUAUCUUAUCAGGAACAAGCCCGCCGAUUGUACAGCUCCGAACGGCCACCGCUUGUGGCCAGAGUGCCAAUGCAUUCAUCCAGCAGCAUGCCCCCGUCUCCUCGCAGUUCCGACCCUCGAGAUCGCGACGCAUCACUUCCUUAUUCUCGACCCAUGAGCCGGAACCAAUCUCAGGAUAGUCUGCUCCUCAAUACGUCAGACACUCGCCGUGCCGCAACCUCAGGCUCAGCACUCUCAAUGUGGAACGGCUCGUCCACCAGUGGGACUGAUUCCCUCCCUCCAACACCAGGGGCCGGUAGUGGUGCAGCUAGCAUGCCUUCCAGUCCCCGUCUGGCUCGUCGAUUCCACACCCCAGAUGUGGGACGUAACGGUGGACUCGAGCCCACUCCACGGCAACGAAAGUACUCCGCUGGGUCACUUACAGGAAUGAGCUCGCACAGCCGCUCCCUACCACGCCUCUAUAGACCCACCGAUGCCCAACUCACCCUUCUGCCAAGCAAUCGGUCCCCCGACGGCCAUCUUUCACCCCCAACUGGAGCCUCUGAUCCCAAACACCAGAAUGGUCAUACUGAAGUAGUUUCCAUCUCACUGUCCACCAGACCUGGCACCAAACACACUGUUGCCCCUCCGGAUGUCACCAUGACAUCAGAAGAAGCCACCAGUCCCCGGCAAGCCAAGAAGGUGAGUUUGACUUCCACCAGCUCCUACUCAGAAGUGGACAGGCAAGCUAUGCGUGGUCCCUCACAAGCUCUGGAGAUCGGUCUCGGGGAAAGGAGGCAGUCGUUCGGAAAGGCAGGGAUGGGUCCGCCGAGUGGCUUCAGGGAGAGAAAGGGCAGCAUCAGCUCUCUUAGUGGAAAGGAAGAGCUUCAAGACUACCACCAGAGACAGAGGGAUGAAAGAUUGCGGGAACAGGAAGUCGAAAGACUGGAACGUCAGCGUCUGGAGACUAUCCUCAAUCUGUGUUCUGGGCUGGGUCGCGCAGAGCAGGACAAAACCGGCUUGGCCGUCGCAGACUUGCAGAAGAUCAACAAGGAGCUGGAGAAAUUACAGGUGUCAGAUGAUGAGUCAACGUUCUCAGACUCUGCAAGUUUGUCAGCCAGCAAUUCUGCUGAAAACGACUACGGGCUUAAAGCCCGGGAGACCCAGGGCAGCGAGGAGAGACGGGCACGGCAGUUCAAGAACAGUGGACACAGAGAACUUAGGGUGGAGACGACAGCUGUCCUUGGCUCCGCCCCCACCCCGUCUCCUCGACUGACACGGAUAAACAAGGUGUCUGAGGACGACACACGGCUGAAGCUGGACGUAAGACGUAUAGAGGAGGAGAGGAUCCAGGUUCUGAACAAUAUGGAAGAGUUAGAGCUGAAGAUCAAAGACCUGGAUAACCAAAUGGAGGAGUCCAUCAGAGAGUUGGAAAUGGAGCGGGCUCUGUUGGAAGGCGAGCAGGAUUCUGAGAUGGCUCAGCUACAGCAGGAGAAAGAUGCUCUGGAGCAACUUAAAGAAAAGAUGUCUGACAUCGAAAACAAAGCGCAGACGGAAAAAUCUCAGGACAAAGCCAAGCUAGAUGCGGAGCGUGUAAAGUUAGAGCGACUGGUGCAUCUGCUUGCAGAGCAGAAGACUCAGUUGGACACCUGCCCUGAAGCCUUGAAAGAGCAACUUCAGCUGCAGCUCUGCAGGGAUGCAGAGACGCUAGAGGUGGAGGCCAAGCGUUUUGAAGACCUAGAGUUUCAACAGCUAGAACGAGAGAGUCGUCAAGAUGAGGAGAAAGAGACUCAGACUCAACACAUUCUCAGGGAGAUCGCAGAAUACCAGCGGAGCACCGUCACACGCAAGGAAAGGCUCCUGGCCUUGAAGAAACAGUGUACCCAGAUUUCCCAGCAGGCUCAGAGGGACAAGGACAGCUUUGUGAAGGAAAAGAACAAUCUUCAGAUGAUGCUACAGCAGGAAAAGGAGAAUCUUAUCAACUUGGAGAAGAAAUAUUCCGAGCUCACUGGGGCAUUGGGUUUCCCUGUCAGUCCCAUCAGUAUGAAAGAGGACUGCUUCCAGUUGGCUGACGUGUGUCCGCCUCAUAGUGAAUUCUGCCAUGCCCACAAAACCCUGUCUCCACUUCCUGCUGACCUGCUGAUGUUUUCUUCUCUUCUUUCCUCUCUUUCUAUCAAAAACGCUGAGGGCUAUGUUACAGUCACUGAGAUCAAUGAACUGUACUCUCAGCUGGGGGUAGACCCUACCCCAGUCCCCCUCCCCACCAAAACCCAGUCCUCUGACGGCCCUGCAACAGGGACUGACCCCAGCCCUGACCCCAGUCCUUCAAAGAGCUCUGCCCCACCAGGAGAGGCUGAGCAUUUCCGCACGCUAGAGGAAAGAAAACGGUACGGUAAGGAAGGCGGAGCUCAUAUGAGUGGCACUCUUCCUCGGAAGAAGACCCAGCCCACCAUAACCCCACAGUUCACCUGUGCCACCCUGGGUCGUAACAUACCCUCUAAAUCUCAUCCACCUUUAGCUCAAAGCUCUAGCUGUGGGAGCGUGUUGAAUCGAGCCCUUGCCAUCUCCCCUAAAGAGACACAAGUGGAUUCACACCGCCUGCACAAGGGCAAAUCUAAGAAAGGGCACAGUCAGCAGCACAUUGGCGAGGAGCACCGAACGAGGUUGAGUGAUAUCGGUGGCCGCGCGUCCUCUCAGAACAACGUCUAUCUAGACUCCUUUGGUUACCAAGACAACGGCCGCGCCUUCGACACGCUGAGUAUGGACAGCUCGGACAGCAUGGAAACCAGCAUCUCUGCCUGCUCGCCUGACAACGUCUCCAGCGCCAGCACCUCCAAUGUUUUGAAGAUGGAGGAGAUGGAGCGUCUUCUCCGGGAGGCUCAGGCGGAGAAGCACCAGCUCAUGGAAUACAGGGAGAGAGAGAUGGAGAGCAAGAGCAGGGCCCUUGAAGAGGAGAGGAGACGACGAGAAGAGCUAGAGAAACGGCUGCAAGAAGAAACCACCAGGAGGCAGAAACUCAUUGAGAGAGAAGUGAAACUGCGAGAGAAACAGAGAGUACAGUCUCGUCCAUUGACACGCUACCUACCUGUAAGGAAGGACGACUUUGACCUUCGUGGCCACAUAGACUCGGCCGGCCACAACACAGAAACUUGUUACCACGUCUCAAUCACAGAGAAAACCUGCAGGGGCUUCCUCAUUAAGAUGGGCGGCAAAAUCAAAACCUGGAAGAAACGCUGGUUUGUCUUCGACCGUAACCGCAGGACCCUGAGCUACUUUGCAGAUAAACACGAGGCCAAACUGAAAGGAGUGAUUUAUUUCCAGGCCAUAGAGGAAGUGUAUUACGACCACUUAAAGAGUGCCCACAAGAGUCCAAACCCUUCCCUAACAUUCAGUGUGAAGACUCACGAUCGUGUCUACUUCAUGGUGGCACCGUCUCCUGAAGCCAUGAGAAUAUGGAUGGAUGUUAUCGUAACAGGGGCGGAGGGAUACACUCAGUUCAUGAUUUAGAUGCUGUCUGUCUCCAGGGGAAUAAUAAUAUGCAGUGUGUGGAUUUAAAAACCACUGGACCCUUCCUUUCACAUACUGGUUUCAGUAUUGAAAGCUGCAUUCAUAUUUUUUUUUUUUUUUUUUAAUGCAACAUGAACUUUUACUUGGCGGUCCAGAUAAUGGAAUGGAGCACAUAUCCUAUAAUUUUGUGUGUAUGUUUGUGCUUGUGUUUUUAGGUAUUUUUUCCGUCCGUUUGAGUAAAGAGAGAAAGACGUGUUAAAUGAUAUUCAGUGCCAAUGUGCCAAGUUGUGUGUGGUCUGUUUGCUACUCUGUGUGCAGGGCCUCAGGGACACACACAUUAUGGUAUAAACAGCUGUUCUGCCAAAGAUGAAAUUCACACGCUAUAGAGUUUAUGUAUAUAUGCGUGUGUUGGUGUUUGCCACAGUGCCUUUAGCUCUAUAUUAUACUGAUAUGCCUUUAUACUCAACAUUCAGAUUAAUCGAAGGUGCUAUAAGACAUGUAUUUGUGCUAGCUAUUUGUAAUAGCACAAAUUAAAGCUAUUUUAACACUACAACUAUCCAUUAUAAAAGUCUCACAACUUCCAAAACAUUAAAGCUGCUUACUCUUCAGGUAUUACACCGAUUCAAAUGAAUAAAACAUGCCAUGUUUUGAAUAUGCCACAUAGAAACUAGUUUUUUAGUAUGUUUUAUAACACUUGAUCAUUUUAUCUAAAGGCAUAAUAUGUAACUUUUGCAUUUUUACGGUCUGUAUUCAAUGCUUUCGGCCCAUUUUCAGGCUGUGAUUACUUCAUAUUUGGGACUACAUCCAAAAAACAAAUGUGGUUUCCUUGAUUCCUUCGUUUCAGGUUCAGCCAGUGUUACAACAUAAAAUGUGCUUAAUUUCAUACAGAUUGUGUAGCUUUGUUAGUACAAUUCCAAUCAGACUGAAUUUGAAGUGUAAUUUCAAUAUCACUGACUAGUAGGAGACAACACAUUCACAUGCGCUGAACAUGUUAACCAUAAUCUUGCAUCUGUGAAUUAGCCAGUAGUAUGUUUUGAAUAUUGUUAUUCUCAUUUGAGAUGAAUAUUUAUACUUUUGUUUACCAUGCAUGCACCUUUAAUUUUGCAUACAGCAAAAUAAAGCAGAUGUAUAUUGUUUAA